This is a messenger RNA of Centruroides sculpturatus (bark scorpion), 1058 nucleotides long. Its product is annotated as EF-hand calcium-binding domain-containing protein 14-like. The transcript has 6 exons. Lineage: Eukaryota; Metazoa; Arthropoda; Arachnida; Scorpiones; Buthidae. Bases 270 to 1058 code for a protein of 262 amino acids. The record is from RefSeq and is a predicted model, not a curated record.
AGGUCUGCAGCUGAGUCAGGGUGUAUGUUGUUGAUGUGUUGUCCAAGCAUUUUUUCACUUUUAAGUUGUUUUACUGUGGAAAUCUAAUAGAUGACAGUCACAUGUAAGAUUUUUUAAGCAAGAUGUCGAUGAAUCGAUGGCGAUAAUUCCAUAAUAUUCCAUGGAAGUUAAAUAAUUCGAGAGGGUUUUGUUCGGUGUAGUAUCUGAUACAGACAUCGAAACUGGAUCCGCAAAAUCGCUUGAAUGGUCAAAUUAAAUCAUGCAAGAGGAUGAAAAAACGUAAAGAACUCGACGCUUUGGUCAAUAAUGGUAAAUUAGGAAAGAGAAAUAAACUAACUACAGCCAUUGGACACGAAUUACUACGACACGAAACUGAUUCUUCUGAUAUGGAAGAUUUCUCUAUACUCCAGCCAAGAAAGAGACCUAAAAAGGGCGGAAUUCCAUCUAGGUUAUGCACUACUUGUUUUCCUUUGUGCCUCUUCUUAUUAGUUACUGCUUGUGUGGCAGCUUCAGGUACAUUGGUAUGGCUUCAUCUCGGUUUAAGAGAAGAUAUGGACAGAUUUCGCAUCAAUCUACAGAAAGUCGAAGCUGAAGGCGAAGGAACACCAGAAACUCUUCAUUCCAUCCACUCUCAUUUGAAAUCUUUACACACAGACAUCACUUUUCUCGAGAACAAAUUUGUAAAAGCAACAUCAGACAUAGCUAGCAUCACUCAAGAGAUUGAUCGUUUGAAAGAAACAGCAAAUAAUUUAAAAGCAAGCGUUGCUGCAGCUCCAGAAAUUCAAACUCUACCCAAAAAUGUCGAAUCUCUAACAGAAAGUAUAGCAAAUAUUGGUAGUAAAAUCACCGCUCUAGAAACAACUACAAAGGAUUUGAAGAGUGACUAUUCCGGUUUGAAAAAAUCAACAGAAAUUCUAAACAGCCAAAUGGAAGUUGUCAAGGCAAAGUUGGAUGAAGUUAAAGCUAAACAGCAAUUAGCUGUGGUUGCAACUGUUAAGGAUGAGAAUCAAGAAACUGUUUCUCAUUUACAGAAAGUAAAUUCAUCUUUAUUUAUUUAG